AUGGGUACCAGGCUCCUCUGCUGGGUGAGCCUCUGUUUCCUGGGGGCAGGUCACACCAAUGCUGGAGUGUCCCAGUCUCCCAAGCACAUAGUCACAAAGAGGGGACAGAAUGUCAAUCUCACGUGUGAUCCAAUUUCUGGACACCUGUCACUUUAUUGGUACCGACAAACACUGGGGCAGGGCCCUGAGUUUUUGAUUUACUUCCAAGGCAAGGAGGCCACAGACAGAUCAGGGAUGCCUAAAGAGCGGUUCUCUGCUGAGAGGUCUGAUGGCUCCUCCUCCACUCUGAAGAUCCAGGGUGCAGAGCAGCGGGACUCGGCCGUGUACCUCUGUGCCAGCAGCUUAACCACAGCGCUGCAGAGUCACCCUCUUCCUGCUCUCAAACCCUCAUGUGCUCACCUCUCAUAG
Pipistrellus nathusii (Nathusius's pipistrelle) is the source of this 408-nucleotide messenger RNA. Lineage: Eukaryota; Metazoa; Chordata; Mammalia; Chiroptera; Vespertilionidae. The record is from the annotation of a GenBank genome assembly.